AUGCUGAAGUACCAAGUGAGGGCGUCUUCGCACUCCUCGCGGCCGUUGUACAGCGUCAGCCCGACGUCUUCCACAGCCUCAUCGUCUUUCCACGACGCCUCGCUCACCAGCCGAAGCAAUUCUCUCGUCUCCCUCAACUCCAUCGACAGUUGCGGUUCCGACGCCGACAUCGUACGUUUCUUGCGCCAUUUCAACGGAUAUUCUGCUCAUUUUUGCUUUAUUUUUGAAAAAUAUAGAAAAUGCAAGCCAGGGAAACAGGAGUUUUGAAUAAAGAGAGUUAUCGGAAAGAUGCCGGAAAUUUCCAAAAAAGGAUCUCUUUAAGGGUGGAAAAGGUUUUUUUAGUGCAUUUUUGAGCUAUUUUAUCAGCUCUCAUGUAUCAUUUCAUCUGGCUUUCUUCUCAUUUGCAUUCUUUUUUUGAGCCUCAACAAUCCUAGCAAAAAUAAAAAGCUUUUUCUGCCCUUUUGACAUGUUUUUCUCUGUUUCAUAAUAACCUAGCUAAAAUUUGAGAAAUAAAAGAAAUAUAAAAAAAUUGUAGUAUUUUUUUCAAAUCUUAAAAAAAGUUCUCAAAUUUUGCAAGUGAACAAUUGAAUGUUUCGAAAUUUUCCAGAGAACAUUUUUUAAUCUCCCUUUCUUCGUAAUCCUCUACGUCAAACUUUGAUAUAAGAACUUUUUCCUUUAAUCUUUUCUCCCUGCAAUUUAGAGAAGUACUUCCUUCAUUUUCCUUUCUCAUAGUCACUGCGAAUGAUUCACAAAUUCGCGUGGGCUUUUUAUCUUUCACUCGUUAUCGCGGUAUCAUCGUUCUUAACACUCAUUUUCCCAUGGGACACUUUUUGAUUUACAGUUCAAAACAGGUCUCGAAAAACCUUUUCAUUCAAAAAAGGAUAGAAAAUGCAAAUUCUACCCAAUUUCCUCAAAUGUGGUUUGUUUACGGGAAAAAUUCGGUUACUAAGAGGGCAUUGAGCGGAGGAAAAAAACAAAACAACUGGAAAAUGUCGCGUUUUUUCCCAGAUUUCCAUCGGUCGUACCACUUUUUCUGAUGAAUUAAUGUUGCUUUUGAGGUUUUGUUAGUGGUGCGAUGUUUUUUUAAAUUUAGAGAUAAACGAAUGUUUUUAGUUGGGCCUAAUUUUUUAGGUGUAAGGUUUACUUGUGUUAAGUAUAUUUAUAAAACUUUACCUGGACCUAAAUUGGAAUAUAUUUCGAUGACCUAACCUAUAAAAUCUCGGAGCUGCUUUUUGGAAGAAAGAAAAGGACGACCGCCGCCGUCGGCCUUUCUUUUUUUGUUUUGAUGGACUUCACCUUGAAGAUUUGGCAGGUGUCCGCCAGUUUUUCCUUUGUUUUAGAGCCGGUUUAAAAGUCUAUUCAUCUUUUUAUCUUCGAAAAAAAAAAAAAUUGAAAAGGUCAUUUUCUAGAGUACCUAGAAAAUUGAUUAACCGCUCUAAAAUACUCCGCCUCGCUCUUCUCAAUAAGCAAUAAAGGAAAGAGAAAAAUGAUUAAUGGGAAAAAUAGCGUGGAAAAUCGAUCAGCGUCCCAAAAAUUCUGCCGGUUCUUUUUUUUUCAUACUAGACCUACGAAACGCCGCGUCGUUUAUCAAAAAUUUGGUACAAAAAGAACGGAAAUUGAGCGGUUUUGAACCGUCUGACGUUCUGUUUGAUGGAUGUCCAUAACUUACUGGAAAAUCGGGUUAUUUUAGCAUUUUUCAUGAAGUCGGUAUUGAAUGAAAAAGAAAAUUUUUAAAAAGUACUCAUCUGGGGGAAAAAAUUCAAACAAAGGCCUGAAAAUCAUGAAAUCUUGAGCUUGCUUUUGUUUACUAAAUAGGGAAUUUUCCUGAUUAUGAGAUAUUACAGGGAGCCCUGAAGAUCGACACGAGCAGGAUCAAGCAGUGCACGGACUACAAGACGAUCCGCGUCUCGACCAACACGCCGACCAAGACCGUCAUCGAACAAGUCCUCAACAAGUUCAAGCUCACCUGCCGCGACACGAACCUCUUUGAGCUGUGGAUGGAGGUCUCUUUUUUUUUCUUCAUUGAGGAAAAGCUUUUCGGGUUGCCGGUAUAGCCUAUGUAACGCGACUUGGAAUUUCACCAAACGACAUUCCGCCGUUCCGCUGCGCGCCUUUGCGAACCUUGGUCGCGCUUUCAAUUGUUUUCUCUGUUAAGAUACUCUACUUUCAUGUUCUCCCACAUCAACAACAAUCAAUUGAAAGCCUGACCUAGCAUCAAAAGACGCUUCGCGAACGCACGCAGCGGAACAGCGGAAUGUCGUUUAACGAAAUUUCAAGUCGUGGAACACAGAUUAUAGUUAAUAUAGCAAUAUUUUAGUUAAAGUCCUCCUUCUAAUAUUGCUUGGAAGUUUCAGAUCAUUACCAAAGCCGACGGGAAGCCGGUAAGGACACUGAUGAAGCUCGACUCGGAAUCUCGACCUCUGGAACUGCAAAGGUGUGCAAAUCUCAGUUACAGCAACAACUCUUUAUUUUCUCUCAGGUGCCACCCGGCUGGAAUGUCUCGUUUCGUCCUACAUAUGAACUCGACCGGCACGCUCGUCAGGGUUUACGAUCAUAAUAUUUCACCUCAGGUUCGAUUUUUUAUAUGUUUUACCUACAAGGAGUUAUUCGUGUAACGAAUUUCAAAAAUUGAAAAAAUGAUUGAAAAAUGGCACUGUAGUAAAACAGAAAUUGAAAGCUUCGAAAAAAGGCGUCUCUGUUUUAAAUUAUCUAUUUUCUCUUUUAAGAAAUUUUUCUAUGAUAAGAAUAUUGCACUCAUUUCUUGGGGAAAAUUGCUCGACAGACAAAUUUUCUUGGCCUUCUAGAAUUUUUCAAAUUUUAAUAAAAAUGCCCUCCCUUUUUUAUGCUGUUUGAAGGGUCGUUUUAUAGAAGACUUCUAGAAUCUUCUCCUGGUAAAUCCAAGGUUUUCUGGACUUUCUUAAAAUAUCGAAGGGAACAGUAAAAGGAACGUGUAACCUUUCAAAUCCUUCCACUCCUCUGAAUGAUCAUUUUUCCCUCCACGAAUACCACAAUUUUUCUUGGCGCAGAGACAAAAAUCCGCCCGUAAAUCUUAUUUUGCGCCUGCAGCCAGCUGCCGCCUUCUAGGGAGAACUGUCAGCUCGCAUUAAUUUGGGAACCGAGGGAUAGGUUGGCUGGAUUGUCCUUGGAGGUUCUGCGUUCUUUUCCCUUCUUUCACAGUUGGAAUAUGGACGGAAACAAAAGAUGGACGCCUUUUUUUCCCACCAGAGCGCUUGGUUUUGUUCGUUUCAAAUGGGAGAAUUCAGAUGCGAAAUAUUUUCCCUCCCAAGUUCUAGAUCCGAUUCAACCUUGUGAAUUCAGACUUAGAUAUGAGCAUUUCCGUAUAUCCAGGUCUCAGUGGGAUUCAAGUUAAUUUUUUGUAAGGCUUCGAGGCAGAUUCAUUGGCAUUUUCUUUUCUCGACAAUAGUUUUAUGGCUUCUAGGAAAAAAAUUUCUGAAUAUUUACAAAAAGAAAGUGAUUUUUUUGAGUUUCAAACCUUUUUCCAUACAUUUUUUUCCUAGUUAGUUUUUUUGAAAAGAGAAAAAAAUUGUUUGGUUGUUUUUUUCAACUGUUUUUGAUACGAUUAUCCGGUUUGAUCCGCCGAUUUGAGGUUUUUUUGUGUCCACGUUUAAAGGGAAUUUUUCGCAUUAUGUGGGAGUUUUGAAAAAACGGUUAAUCACAGAAAAAAAAAUCCACUUCAAAAAAUAAUAAGAACCAUGAAGUUCAUAGGUUUGGACUUUUUUUUUUUUGAGCUCAAGUUUCGAGAGUGAAUAGUUGUGAACGGAAAAAAAGAGGACGCGACAGAUAAAUAUCGAGUGCGAACUUGACACAGUUUUUUUCAACAAAGUUUUUCUUUUUAUUAUUGAAAAAAAGGAAGUUUUUGGUCUCGACGACUGUUUUUCACAUCUUGAGCUGUUCUCGUUCUUCUUGUAAACUUUGUGAACCUUCAAUCAAAUUCAAAAAGUUGUAUCUGCAGUAUAAGAAGAACUUAACUUACGAAACAACUUACAAGAAAUUUUUAUUUAAUUGUAAAGUUUGAAAUCCCCUGAAAAUUGACCAGAGCACACCUUGAUGUGAAUGAGGAUGAUUCCAAGAUUCUCAGCCUACAAAAAUUCCUAGAUUUCGAGGAAUAAAGGCUAAAAGACCGAUUAAAACGGAUUUCGUGAAGUGAUUUUUCAUUUUUCUGAAACUAGGAAUUUUUUCAGGCCAAUGAUUUUAAUUAGAAACAAGAAAAAGUGUUCUAGAAAAUAAGAAAACCGCAAAGUGAAAUGACCUGUUUAUGAGUUCUUGAUAUGGCACGACUCUACGAAACUUCUUGAACUCAACGCUAUCAAUUUUCAGUCCAACUACAAGUCGUUGAUCUUGUCCAGUUUGACGACGGCAGACGAGGCGAUCCACUUGGUCCUGGCGAUGAACCGAAGACACAAUGACGACUCCACCUACGGACUUUUCCUGACGGCGCCCGACGCCGAAGCGCAGAUUCCUGGCGACGUCAGUUUCCGGGAACUUCUGGAAACCCUUCUCAAUCCGAAGUUUUCAGGUCUCCCUGGUCUCGAUCGCCUCGAUGUGCAAAGCAGAACACAAGAUUGUCAUCCGACUUGUCAACUCGUUAUGA
Messenger RNA from Caenorhabditis auriculariae, 4612 nucleotides. NCBI's taxonomy places the organism in Eukaryota, Metazoa, Nematoda, Chromadorea, Rhabditida, Rhabditidae. The record is from the annotation of a GenBank genome assembly.